Messenger RNA from Cooperia oncophora, 468 nucleotides. The record is from the annotation of a GenBank genome assembly. NCBI's taxonomy places the organism in Eukaryota, Metazoa, Nematoda, Chromadorea, Rhabditida, Trichostrongylidae.
AUGCGCAACGAGAAUUUGACGAUCGCCGAACAGAAGGAGAAAAUUGAGGAAUGGGCGAAAACUUGUAAGAUUGAAGGACCUGCCAAAUUGAUCAAGUCGAAGAGUUCGACAAAGAAAAUGGAGGACCCCAUGAAGGAAGUGAAUAAGAAUGUUACCGAGCUAAUUGCUUACUUACCUACAGCAUUCAAAGCGUUUUCCACGAUAAUGGAAGACGAAACGCUGACUCGACAGCAACAAAAGCAAAAGAGAAGGGAACUGACUGCUAAAAAUCCUGAGGACCUGGAGGAUCUGGUGGACCUUCUUGGUGAACCCGGAGGACCUGGUGGACCUUUUGGUGGAGGACCGAAUGGCGACCUGGUUUCGGAAACGGUGGCAACAGAGGCAACAGACCAGGACCAGACGUUUUCGGAAAUGGCGGCAACUGGAACAAACCAGGUCGAAGAGCUUCGAUAUACAGCUCUUAGUUAG